Molecule: messenger RNA, 2387 nt
Organism: Centropristis striata (black sea bass)
Lineage: Eukaryota; Metazoa; Chordata; Actinopteri; Perciformes; Serranidae
Product: glutamic acid-rich protein
Exons: 6
Coding region: 218-1549 (443 amino acids)
Source: RefSeq, a predicted model, not a curated record
GCUGUAAGAACAGACGACCAACCGACAUCUCUGGCACCUGAACACGGUCACCUGACACCACACACACACUCACACACACACACACACACACACUCACACACACGCAGCUCCGCGGCUCGGCUCCACCUCGGUCGCUCGGCGGGUGUGUGAACAACAUCCAGCCGGUAUUUUAUUUUCAAGGUUAUCUCCUGCAGGAAGCUCUCUCUCAUUGGAUCCUAUGGGAGUUCUGGUAACCGCAGUUUUUCUCUGGGCUGCUGUCGGAGUGGGAAGCCGGCCAGUGACCUCACCCCUCAAUGAUGCCAAGGUUGAAUGUAUUAUUCAGGAGACGCUGAACGAGCACGGGGCCCAGCAGGACUGUGGCCCUCAGCUAGCAGAGGAACUUGAUGAAGUGCAGAGACAUCAUGGUCUGCUCAGGGAGCUGCAGAGGCUGGCUGGAGAUGAGACAGACACAGAGGGAGAAGACGAGGACCGGGAGCGCUAUGAGGACAGGGAGCGCUAUGAGGACCACCUGGCUGAUGAGGAGGAAGACGAGGAGCAGGAGGACGAGGAGACGACAGAGGAGACGGACGUGACCGGACCUCCAGAAGAGACAGAUAAAAAGGAGGAAGACGACACCAAGAAGAUCAUGGAGGAGCCGCGGAUCGAAGACAGAGGGAGGGACAACGAGGAGGAGCGAGCCAAGGAGCUGGAGGAGCUGCUGGCCGAGGAGAUCACCAAGAAAGGAAAGGAGGAGAAGAACGACGAGGAGCUGAAGGAACUGCUGAAGGAGCUGAAGAAGAAGCGCUACGAGGCGGUGAAGGAGAGGGAGAACCAGAAAGGCUCCGGAGCAGAGCAGAAGGAGGAGGCGCAGGAGGAGAAGAAGGAGACGGAGGACAAGGAGAAGGAGGGAGGAACGGAGGAGGACCUGGAGAAGCAGAGGGUGGAGGAGAGGAGGAAGAACGAGGUGGAGCUGAUGGUGGAGAGGGAGAAGGUGGAGAAGGAGCUGAAGGAGCUGCUGAAGGAGCAGGACAGCAAGAGCAAGCAGGAGCAGGAGAGGGAGAGGAAGGAGAAGCAGGAGGAGCUGGAGGAGCUGGUCAGGAAGAUGAAACGGGUGCAGGAGGAGGAGGAGGAGGAGGAGGAGGAGCAGAGCGUGAAGAAACCGGACGGAGCAGCAGAGGAGAAGAGCGAGAAGGAAGGAGACAAGGAGCCCGAUGAGAAGAACGAAGUGAAGAAGAAGAAGAAGAAGGAGGAGGAGGAGGCGGCGGUGGAGGAGGUGAAGGAGCCGCAGCAGAAGAGAGUGAUGGAGAAGGCGAGCGAUGAAGCCACGCAGCAGUUUGAGCGGGAGAGGAACAAGGACGGAGACGGAGAUGGAGAUGAGGAGGAGGAGGAUGAAGACGAGGAUGAGGGAGAUGAGGAUGAAUACGUUCGAGAGGAUGAAGAGGGGCCGGAGGAGGGAGACGAGGAGGAGGAGGAGGGAGACGCUGAAGAAGAUGAAGGGGAGGAGCUGCUGGAAAUUGAAGCAGAGUUGCGCAAAGUGGCUGCAGAGCUGAGGGAGCUACGCAGAGGAUAAGACACACACACACACACACACACACACACACACACACACACACACACACACACAGCAGACUGACAAAACCCUUUGUUGCAUUCAGUCACACAUUCAGCUCACACAUUUUCCAUUUUAACAGCCUUCAAAUCCCCUUCGGCAAUCAAAGAAAUGUCUUCAGAUGUGAAUCUGUAAAUGGACAUUAUUAUAUUAUAUUAGUAAAAAAACAAAAACAAACUGUACAUACUGUUGUUUCACUUCUGCUCUUAAGAUUGCUUGAAAAACGCUGUCACAGUUUCCUCACGUUAGGGAAGAAAGAGACACACUUUUCUAGAGAUUCUGAAAGAUCUUUUGUGUCCAUCUCCAGGUUCUGGUUCUGGUGUCAGUCAGUCCCUGUAAAGCUGUUAGUCAGGUCCACAGGUGAUCCACUGCAGGUGUAAACCAACAAAGCAUUCAGCACUUUCAUUCAGAUGUUCAUUUUGACAAACGCCACCGUCUUUGACAUCCUUGCAGCAUCCUCGAUGGUGUGUUCUUAGUGGGAAAAAAGGAUUCCCUGCUAUAAUAAUAAGUAAUAUAUGUAAUUUCAAUAUAUAUUUUGUGCAAUAAUAACUAUGUGUAAGCUGUUCUGACUGUUAACGACAUGUAUUACUGAUAUUUCUACACGGGGGUGAGUCAUUUUCUGUUUCUUUGGUGAUAAAAUAGAAACGAGGAAUGUGUUUCAUUUGGCUCUCGCACUGUUAAAAACCGACUGUUUGUGACGAACCGGAGUGACACGAGCUAACAGAACGCCACAGGAAGUGGAUCAGACACGUGUGUGUGUGUCCGCAGGAUGUACUUAAAGCUUACAAAAUCUAAAAGU